Rhagoletis zephyria (snowberry fruit fly) is the source of this 1424-nucleotide messenger RNA. It is a transcript of the gene Rpn10, whose product is annotated as regulatory particle non-ATPase 10. Lineage: Eukaryota; Metazoa; Arthropoda; Insecta; Diptera; Tephritidae. Gene Ontology annotation, molecular function: polyubiquitin modification-dependent protein binding. Gene Ontology annotation, biological process: proteasome-mediated ubiquitin-dependent protein catabolic process. The record is from RefSeq and is a predicted model, not a curated record. Gene Ontology annotation, cellular component: cytosol; proteasome regulatory particle, base subcomplex; nucleus.
UAACUGAACACACCUGAACGUAAAUGUCAGCUGAAUGAGUUUCAAUUACAGUGCAGUGGAAAAGUGACAAGCAAAAUUUUUGAAAAUGGUUUUAGAGAGUACUAUGAUAUGUUUUGAUAAUAGUGAUUACCAAAGAAAUGGUGAUUAUUUUCCUACUCGUUUAAACGUGCAAAAGGAUGGUAUCAAUCUGGUUUGUCUAACGAAGGUUCGUUCUAAUCCCGAGAACAAUGUUGGCCUUAUGACAAUAUCCAACACCAUCGAAGUUCUUGCUACACUCACCAGUGAUGUAGGUCGGAUCUUCUCAAAAAUGCAUUUAAUACAACCAAAAGGCGAAAUAAAUUUACUGACUGGAAUACGAAUUGCGCAUUUGGUUUUGAAGCACCGUCAAGGAAAAAAUCAUAAAAUGCGCAUUGUAGUAUUUGUUGGUUCGCCUAUCAAAAACGAAGAAGGCGAAUUGGUCAAACAAGCUAAGCGUUUAAAAAAAGAAAAAGUUAAUGUUGAUAUCGUUAGCUUUGGUGAUCAUGGCAACAACAAUGAAAUUCUAACUGCAUUCGUUAAUGCACUAAAUGGAAAAGAUGGCACUAGUUCCCAUUUAGUUAGCGUCCCACGUGGAUCAGGAUUAUCCGAUGCAUUACUAUCAUCACCCAUAAUACAGGGUGAAGAUGGUUUGGGUGGUGCAGGAUUGGGCGGCGCUGGUUUCGAAUUUGGUGUUGAUCCCAAUGAGGAUCCCGAAUUGGCACUUGCUUUGCGCGUGUCAAUGGAGGAACAACGCCAACGGCAAGAAGAUGAGCAGCGACGCGCACUUUCUGAAUCAAAUGUUGCCGGUGGCACCGAGGUAAAUACUGGCAACGCCAGCACAGGUGGUGAAAAAACUAGCGCCAGCACUGCUAUUGUAGGUGUUGAGGAGCCAAACUCUGAAGAAGCAAUGUUACAGCGUGCAUUGGCAUUGUCCACAGAAACGCAGGAAGAUCAUUUGCCCGAUUUCGCUAACAUGACUGAGGAAGAGCAGAUCGCUUUUGCCAUGCAAAUGUCAAUGCAAGAUGCAGCUGAUGACACCGUUACUCAACAAGCUAAGCGUCCAAAAACCGAGGAAAACCAACCUAUGGAUGUUGACGAGGACUACUCGGAGGUAAUUGGUGAUCCCGCAUUUCUCCAGAGUGUACUCGAAAAUUUGCCUGGUGUGGAUCCACAAUCCGAAGCCGUACGAGACGCAGUGGGCUCGCUCAGUAAAGAUAAAGAGAAGGAAAAGGAUAAAAAGACCGAUGAUGGGGAUCAGCCACAGUAAAAUGUAUUUACAUUCGUAGGGGACAUUCAACUUCAUACCGCGUCAAUAUCUAUACUACAUUAAUGCCUACAAAUUAAAGCUUCUCCGAAGUAAUUAUUUUAUAAUGAAAUUGCAUUAAAUAAAAUGCUUAUCAACUGGA